CGACGGCCGGGCCGUUUCCGGUGUGAGGGCCGCGGCGGGAGCGCUCCGCUGGAGCCGCUGGGAGCCGCCGGAAACCGCUGGGAACCUAGGCCAGGCUCUGCCGUGCCCUGCCCUGCCCUGCCCUGCCCUGCCCUGCCCUGCCCUGCCCUGCCCUGCCCUGCCCUGCCCUGCCCGCGGCAUGUCGGAGAGACCCGAAGAUCCCGCGGGGGGCCCCCCAGGCUCCCCUACCCCGGACGCCGCCGGUGCCACCGAGCCGCGGAUCAUCAAAGUCACGGUGAAGACUCCCAAGGAAAAGGAGGAGUUCGCCGUAUCCGAGACCAGCAGCAUCCGGCAGUUCAAGGAAGAAAUCUCUAAGCGUUUCAAGUCCCACACAGAUCAGCUUGUGUUGAUAUUUGCUGGAAAAAUUUUAAAAGAUCAAGAUACUUUGACUCAGCACGGAAUUCAUGAUGGACUCACUGUUCACCUGGUUAUCAAAACGCAAAACAGAUCACAAGACCACCCAACUCAACAGGCAAACACCACUGGGAGUGCUGCUACCACUUCAAUAUCAAGCACUAGUACUUCAACACCAGCUUCAACAAAUAGUAACCCUUUUGGCUUGGGUGGCCUUGGAGGUUUGGCAGGUCUGAGUAGCCUGGGCUUAAAUACUUCAAACUUCUCGGAGUUGCAAAGUCAGAUGCAACGGCAACUUAUGUCCAACCCAGAAAUGAUGGUUCAGAUAAUGGAAAAUCCAUUUGUUCAGAGCAUGCUUUCAAAUCCUGACCUGAUGAGGCAGUUAAUUAUGGCUAACCCUCAAAUGCAGCAACUGAUACAGAGAAAUCCAGAAAUCAGUCACAUGCUGAAUAAUCCAGAUAUAAUGAGACAGACACUAGAACUUGCUAGAAACCCUGCAAUGAUGCAGGAAAUGAUGCGAAACCAGGAUCGGGCCUUGAGCAACCUUGAAAGUAUACCAGGGGGAUACAAUGCCUUGCGACGCAUGUACACAGAUAUUCAGGAGCCAAUACUGAAUGCAGCACAGGAACAGUUUGGAGGUAACCCAUUUGCUUCUUUAGUAAGCAAUGCGUCAACAGGAGGGGACAGUCAGCCAUCCCGUACAGAAAAUAGAGAUCCUCUGCCAAAUCCGUGGGCUUCUCAGUCCAGCUCACAGACUUCCACAACAAAUACCAGCACUAGUGGUGAGAGCAGUGGCAGUAGUAAUGCUGAAAAUAGCACUUCUGGCACUACAGGACAGAGCUCAACUGGACCAAAUUUGGGGCCUGGACUAGGAGCUGGUAUGUUCAACACACCAGGAAUGCAGAGCUUACUGCAGCAGAUAACAGAAAACCCGCAACUUAUGCAGAAUAUGUUGUCUGCACCCUACAUGAGAAGCAUGAUGCAAUCAUUAAGCCAGAAUCCUGAUCUUGCAGUACAGAUGAUGUUGAAUAAUCCUUUAUUUGUUGGAAAUCCUCAGCUUCAGGAACAAAUGAGACAACAACUUCCAACUUUCCUUCAGCAAAUGCAGAAUCCUGACACAUUAUCAGCUAUGUCAAACCCUAGAGCAAUGCAGGCUUUGCUACAGAUUCAGCAGGGCUUGCAGACAUUAGCAACAGAAGCACCGGGGCUUAUACCAGGAUUUAAUCCUGGUUUAGGUGGAUUGGGAAGCAGUGGAGCUCCUACAGAGUCCACUGUACCUAGUUCUGCUUCAACUGAAAAUACAAGUCCAGCUUCAGGAGCUGCUGAACCUGGUCACCAGCAGUUUGUCCACCAGAUGUUGCAGGCACUUGCUGGUGCAAAUGCUCAGCAGUUACAAAACCCAGAAGUUCGAUUUCAGCAACAACUGGAACAACUGAGUGCAAUGGGCUUUCUGAACCGCGAAGCAAAUUUACAAGCACUAAUAGCAACAGGAGGAGACAUCAAUGCAGCUAUUGAAAGGCUGCUUGGCUCUCAGCCUUCAUAGCAGUGUUUCUUUUAACUUUAAAAAAUGUAAUUUAUUUUUGAUAACAGCUCUUAAAUCUUUCAAAUUGCUUUAUUUCAUUCUGACUCUUGGGAUUGUCUUGUUAUAACUAAAACCAGCCUGAUGCAUUUGAAGGUGGAGUGCAGUAAUUUUCUUCAAACAGUGGGAAUCAAUGCAUCUUCACUUUCUUGAAUGCAUCAGUAAUUUUGUUCUGCAUUAUUUGUGAUUUUUUUUGAAACAAUAUCAGCUUUCACAGUUGGAUGAACAAGUUUUGUCUGACCUACAAAUGGCCAAUGUAUUUACUACCUAAACAGUAUCCUUUAGUAGUAAUUUAUGUAGAUUACAAAUUAAAAAAGGAAACAAAUUAAUUGAAGCUGUGGGUACCAAUACUGCUCAUUGUGAUUUUGGCAUGUUGUUUUUCUUGACUAGCAAAAUGCUGGAAGAUUUAUACCACUUGAGUAAUGUACCAUCUUUUGCUUUAAAUUGUAAAAACACAAUAUAUACAAUGCAGACAGCUCAUUUCUAGAGAUUUACACCUUACAAUAGAAUGAGAUUGUAAGUAAUGGGAAAAAAAAACAACCAACAAAACCCCCACAAACACCAAAAAAAGAACACAGGAAAAAAACUCACAGGACUUGGAUUUGGUGUAGAAUCUUCCAGGAUCUUUGGUAACCAUUUCAGAAAAAAAUGCUUAAGCAAGUUCAGUUAAAAUAUACUAGAAUUACUGUUCUGGUUGUCUCUUUACAGUUAACUGUACAGAAACUUGCAUUAUAACAUUAUCUCAGUAUUCACAAAGAUUAACUGUAAAUUACUUUUGUCAUUGCGCAAAUUAAAGGGUGCAGAGCCUUGUGCUCUGGAAUUGCUUCUAAGGCUUUUUGGCUUGUUCCACUGAGAUUCUAACAUAUUCUGAUUUGUAAUUGGAGAAUUAUUUUCAUUCAUGGUCAUAUGAUACUCUAAUUACUUUUAACCACCAAGUAAAAAUACUGUAUAGCUUUUGAGUUUCUAUUGGUAGUUACUUCUCUUGUGCACAGGUAAUAAAUGAAUUAAAAAAAUCUUUAAGCA
Messenger RNA from Chiroxiphia lanceolata (lance-tailed manakin), 2995 nucleotides. RefSeq names its product ubiquilin 1 (gene UBQLN1). Gene Ontology annotation, molecular function: polyubiquitin modification-dependent protein binding. Lineage: Eukaryota; Metazoa; Chordata; Aves; Passeriformes; Pipridae. The transcript is spliced from 11 exons. Bases 179 to 1936 code for a protein of 585 amino acids. Gene Ontology annotation, cellular component: cytosol. Gene Ontology annotation, biological process: ubiquitin-dependent protein catabolic process. The record is from RefSeq and is a predicted model, not a curated record.